Molecule: messenger RNA, 1171 nt
Organism: Morus notabilis
Lineage: Eukaryota; Viridiplantae; Streptophyta; Magnoliopsida; Rosales; Moraceae
Product: ribonuclease 2
Exons: 9
Coding region: 96-947 (283 amino acids)
Biological process (GO): RNA catabolic process
Cellular component (GO): extracellular region
Molecular function (GO): ribonuclease T2 activity; RNA binding
Source: RefSeq, a predicted model, not a curated record
AAUCGUGUCUCGAGCAUACCAAAGAGAAGAUCGGAGGUUACGAGGGAAGUCGGAAGUGCCAUAACCAUCAUCUUAUCAGUUAUCUCUUGUCUCCCAUGGCUUUUCGUCUUCUCUCCGUCAAACUGGCUUGCUUAACGAUCUUAGCAGUGGCUUCUUGUGGUAUUAUUAAGGCAAACGGAAUCGGAGAUCGAAUAGGAAUCAUGGAAGUGAAAGGCCAGAGAGAGUUCGAUUACUUCGCUUUGGCGCUCCAAUGGCCUCCCACCUACUGUCGCCACACCCGCGAUUGCUGUUCUUCCAAUGCUUGCUGUCGAGGAGCAAAUGCUCCAAGUGAGUUUACAAUCCAUGGGUUGUGGCCUGACUACAAUGACGGAACAUGGCCAGCCUGCUGCACGCGGGAGAGUUUUAAUGAGAAAGAGAUCUCAACAUUGCUUGAUGCUCUAGAGAAGUAUUGGCCAUCUUUAAGUUGUGGAAAGCCAAGAGCCUGCCAUGGUAGUAAAGGAUCAUUUUGGGCUCAUGAGUGGGAAAAGCAUGGGACUUGCUCAUCUCCAGUUGUUCAUGAUGAAUACAGUUACUUUGUAACGGCCCUUAAUGUUUAUCUCAAAUACAAUGUCACAAAAGUCCUUAGUGAGGAAGGAUAUGUACCGUCAAACACUGAAAAAUAUCCUCUUGGAGGCAUUGUUUCUGCCAUUCAGAAUGCUUUUCACGCAACCCCGUCGUUGGCUUGCAAGAAUGGAGCUAUAGAGGAACUCCAGCUUUGCUUCUACAAGGAUUUUAAGCCUCGGGACUGUCUGAUCAAAUCAACCAGUCAAAAGGGUAGGGGUUCUUCAAGUUCAUGUCCUAAUUAUGUCAGCUUACCAACAUAUGUUUCGUCCGGGGUUGACCGGCUUGAAACUACAGUUCCAUGGGUUACCGCAGAAGAAGCUAUUGAAGAAUUUGGUAGCAUGUAAAUAGGAAAAGCUCAAAACUUGUUUACAAUCCACGUGAUUAUAAGUCGAAUUAAGAACCUCCGCAAUGUACUUUUAUUCCAAAACGUUUCAUAAAUUCAGACAUCGUGGAAGUUGUAAAUUGUUGUACAAUAAUGUUCCAUUAGUUUCCUCUCUCUCUCUCUAGUACGAAAACAAAGUGAAAAUUUCCCCAGUCAUCUGCUAAGACACUACUUUUCCCUUCCUAU